AUGGCUGAGAAGGACAAGCAUCAUUUAAAAAUGCAUGGUCAGCUUCGGCGCACACGAAGUGCACCACCGAUUUUACCACCUCAGGUUGCCAGGAGCGGAAGGGAAGAACCGCCGGGGGUGCGUGCUGUUGGACAACCACAUAGGCGCACUAGGAGUGCACCUACGGGUAUCGGGGAGCCUCAAGGUAGUUUUGGAAUCAAAGGAGAUGAGCUGCAGGGCGUCGGUGGUUCUGGGAUUACUAGACAGGAAGUGCCUUCAUUUACAGCCGAGAUCGGACCUGCAUCUGAAGCUCCUUCAGAGUCUGAGAUGGUGGAACAAGAGCUUCAUGCACAUGCUAUUACCAUUCCUCUUGAUCCGAUUACAUCAAGUGCUCCCAUGCCACCUAGAUGUGGUGAAAUGAAGGAUAUCAUUCACCCGAAUAGAUUGCUCGAACUGCUAGCAUUAUUAGGUGGAGGAACAAUUGGCUAUGCAGUGAAUAUUACAGGAGGCAUCCUUGAGAACGCGAUUUUCUUAGAUAAAUUUUCUCGCUACUACAUAAAGAAGAAUGAAGCGAAAAUUACGAAUUUCUGCAAGUUUUCAGAUUUUGGAUUCCUCCUGAUUUCAUCCCUUAUCCCUCUUUCUGCUGCCAUUUCAGUGUGGGCAGCUCUAAAGUUAAGUAGUAAGUGGGGUAGGAAGCCAGUGCUCAUAAUAGGGCUUCUUGUUAUGCUUGUUGGAGACUGUUGCCUCGUGGUGCCCUCACCUGCUUUUCUUCUGAUACUGGGCCUUGUUUCGGUAGGGAUUGGACUUGGUUUUAUCUUUCAGGAUAUUCCGACUAUCUUAUCAGAAUUAGCCCCAGACGAAACUAAAACGAAAUUGAAUGUCUUGUUUGGCUACCAGGAUAGGUUAAGAGCUAAAGUUGUCAUGAGAAGGUAUCGUGAUCCGAAGGUUACAGAUGUCGAUGUGGAAUUUUACCAGCUUGAAAUUGCCAUUGAGAAUGAGGCACCCAAAAGUCCUAUCAGAGAGUUACUAAGUUAUCAAAACUUACCAACUCUAGUUAUCAAAACAGUGGCACAAGUGUUACCACAGAUGCUAGGAGUUUCCCCAUUGACGUACUUUGGGCCACUAGUUUCGACAUCCCUAUCUUCAAACUCUCAUAUUAGCGUCAUUGCACUAGCUGUUGGUGGAGCUCUGGGAUUGUUAGUCACGCUGAUUGCAUCUUAUUUUUUACUGAGAGUUAAACUGAGAAGAUUGGCUCUCAUUUCCUCUUUUUCCAUCUUAGGAUCACAGCUAGUAUUGUGGACGGUUUUUUCCUUGGAUGUGAGUCCAACAAAAAAUUUGACAAAGAUUGAUGCCUCCAUUACAGCAGGGUCGUUAGUUGUCAGCUAUGCUGCUUAUAAUGUAUUAACAAAUCCUCAUGGCUGGAUAAACAGCUCAAUCACAGGGGCUGGUAGUGCACUAGGAGCUGCAUGGCUGACUAGUCUUAGUUUAUUGAUGACCGUUAUCAUGAGCGAGGCAUCCAUUAAUUUACUCUGUGUGGUCCAAUCGUGGAUUUUCUUUUGUACCAGUGUUGUGGCAUUUCUUCUAGCAUGCUUCAUCUUCUUUUUAGUGCCAGAGACUGCUAAUGUCAAAGAACAUAGCAUGGUGAGCACUGUAUGGAUGGUACACUGGCUUUGGAAGAGAUGCAUGAAGAAAGAAGACAAGCCUUUUGGACCUGAACAUUUCAAGAAGCACCGAGGAAAUGUCUAA
Coffea arabica (coffee) is the source of this 1725-nucleotide messenger RNA. RefSeq names its product sugar transport protein 13-like. Lineage: Eukaryota; Viridiplantae; Streptophyta; Magnoliopsida; Gentianales; Rubiaceae. The record is from RefSeq and is a predicted model, not a curated record. Gene Ontology annotation, molecular function: carbohydrate transmembrane transporter activity. Gene Ontology annotation, biological process: transmembrane transport. Gene Ontology annotation, cellular component: membrane.